AUGAAUAUCAAUAUCAAGAAAGAUUCUGGAGGGAAUGGGUCCGAUUUACCUCGAUGGAACGAUUCUCCGGUGGGAAGUUUAGGGUCGUUUAAUGGGAGAAGAAGAUCGAUGUCCUUCUCUGAAUCAGUAAACUUCGCAAGAAAUACUCAGAACCCAUUGGAUAUGUCAGCUCAGGAAAUGAGAGGAUUGAAUGGGUUCAGAAGAUCUUUCAUCGCUCAUAAGUCGUUGAAACUUCAUGGGAAGACACCGAACUUUAUCACUAGGAAUUUCAACGAGUUCUUGACGUUAUACGGCCAUUUCGCUGGUGAAGAUUUGUCCGAGGAUGAGGAAACAGAAACUGAGGUGGAGACUGAUGAAGAUGAGGACGAAGAAGCUGCGCUUCUUCGUCAUGGUAUUAGGGGCCUGCGCCACCAGGGAGCGGAUCGGUAUGGCGAAGAGACUUCAUCGAUGGCCAUCGAUGAUGACGAAGGUAGUUCGGAAAAUAACGAUAUCCAGCAACAACAGCAGCUGAAGCAGCAGCAGCAGCACUUGCAUAAGAAGAAAAGAAAUACGUCCACCACGAAGGCGGUACUUCUCCUUCUAAAGUCGUUCGUAGGUACCGGGGUUCUUUUUCUACCUAGAGCUUUCCAUAACGGUGGGUGGUUGUUCAGUACGCUGUGUCUUUUGUUCUGCGCCACGGUGUCUUUCUACUGCUUCAUCCUGUUGAUAGACACGAAGACUGCUGUUGGAGUGGAUGGAUACGGUGAAUUGGGUUCACGUUUAUUCGGACCCAAAUUGAAGUUCACUGUCCUUUCAUCGAUUGUACUCUCGCAAAUCGGAUUUGCUGCUGCUUAUACUGUGUUCACUGCAACAAACUUGCAGGCAUUCUUCAAACAUGUCUUUUCUCUCGAAUACUCGUUAAUCUUCUGGAUUAUGAUCCAACUAGCAUUCUAUUUGCCGCUAUCAUUGACUAGAAACAUUGCAAGACUCAGUGCCACCGCUUUGGUAGCAGAUCUUUUCAUUCUCUUGGGUCUAGUAUACGUCUAUUAUUAUUCCAGUUUCUAUAUUUGGAACCAUGGCAUCGCUUCGGAUUCCAUGGUGUCUUUCAACAAAUCGGACUGGACGUUAUUUAUUGGAACUGCGAUAUUCACAUAUGAGGGUAUCGGUCUCUUGAUCCCAAUCCAUGAAUCUAUGGAAAAACCUGCACAUUUCAAACCGGCAUUGAUGUACGUCAUCCUCGUUGUAACAAUAAUAUUUAUCUCCUGUGGGCUCAUCUGUUACUCUGCAUUCGGAGCCAAAGUAGAAACUGUCAUCUUGUUGAAUUUCCCCUCGAACAGUAUCUUCACAAACGCAGUACAACUAAUUUACGCUCUGGCAAUUCUCCUAUCGACACCAUUGCAAUUAUUCCCUGCUAUAAAGAUCCUCGAAAACAAGAUUUUCCAUAAGAAUGCGUCCGGGAAAUUUGACGCUAAGGUGAAAUGGCGUAAAAAUUAUUUCAGAGCGUUCGUGGUCCUCAUCGCAGUGAUUAUCGCAUGGAUCGGUGCUAACGAUUUGGAUAAAUUCGUGUCUCUAAUAGGAUCUUUCGCUUGCAUACCGUUGAUUUACAUUUAUCCUCCUUUAUUCCACUACAAAGUGUUCGAAAAUAAUAAAAAAUUACAAGCAAUAGACCUGGCGAUCUUAAUAUUUGGAGCCCUAGUGAUGUCAUACACAUCCUGGCAAACGAUAGCAUUAUGGAUUCAUUAG
Messenger RNA from Kluyveromyces lactis, 1722 nucleotides. RefSeq names its product Avt3p (gene AVT3). Gene Ontology annotation, biological process: amino acid transmembrane transport. Gene Ontology annotation, molecular function: amino acid transmembrane transporter activity. Bases 1 to 1722 code for a protein of 573 amino acids. The transcript has a single exon. The record is from RefSeq and is a predicted model, not a curated record. NCBI's taxonomy places the organism in Eukaryota, Fungi, Ascomycota, Saccharomycetes, Saccharomycetales, Saccharomycetaceae.